UGGCUCGCUUCUCACUCAAGCUAGAGGUCAUUUGUGAAGGGAUCAACGAGCGACACGUAGUUUGGCAGGGCGAUCACAAAGUACGCCAAGUGACGGGCAGCAACCUGCCCGUAAACAACAUGGGCCGCGAAUUUAGGGUUGAUGUCACCCCGAAUGGCAUGCGGGCCCCUGUGCGUCUAGUUUUUUGGGCAGCCCGAAAAAAACAUGACAGCGAACAAUGGGACGCACCUGACGCACUUUGAUCGCUUUCCCAAUGAUCUGAGGCUCGUUGACCUAACAGGUAGGAGGGUCGCUAGCUACCUAACAGGUUCCAACUCUAUGCUAACUAGUAGUACUAAGUAGCGCUGCAGAGGCCGUUCGUCUGGUUUGGACUCUCAUUGUAACGACGAUAUCGUCCUUUCUUAUCUCCCCCUGUUUUUCCGGAAACGAGCUUCUGUCUGUCCCUCUCAGUCGUUUUUUGUUCAAAUCUUCGUGUCGUUAGGAAACGGACCACCACGAAGGGCCGUUACAACGUUUGGACUACGCCAUUACCACGCGCCGCGACUUACCAUUCCUUUCGCACCGUGCGAGUGACUCGUUAUUAGCUGUUCUUCCUAGCUGGAGCGCCAUGGUUACCUACCCGUCACUCUAGCAGUAACAUUUUCGUGUUCUUCGAAAGCGACGCGGCCUAACCGAGCAAAGCCGUGUCGCAUUUUCAUAGCAUCAUCAUGGAUUGGCGCUCCGCGUCGCUCGCGAAUCGAAAUCCCCAAAGGCGACUCAUCUCUUUCGUUCAAAUCGCCUUGCUGGUCGCUGCCACGACUCCGAAUCUUGGCACAUUCCACGUCGUUAGUGCCGCGACGGACCCAGCUCAAGUGGCCACCCUUCGCGCCAUAGCGUCAGCCUUUCCUUCCUCCAACUCGUUCUUCAAUGCCUGGACUGGCGACGACCCCUGUGCUGCCAGCAACAGCGGCUGGCCGGGGGUCAGCUGUGAGAGCAACGGCACAGGCAACCACAUGGUUACAUCGCUAACACUGCAAGGGUUGGGACUUUCCGGGCAGCUUCCUCCUGCACUGUUUGAGCUCACCACUCUCACAUCCCUGGACAUCGCGCUCAACCCGGGCCUCACAGGCAGCAUCUACAGCACCAUCGGCUCUCUGUCCAGCCUCUCCAUGCUGGACAUGCACGGGUGCAGUCUAUCAGGAUCCAUCCCUGCUACCAUCAGCCUCGUUAAGAAGCUCAACUUCUUUGCUGUCAACAGCAACAAGCUGUCUGGCAGCAUUCCUAGACAGGUGGCGAAUCUAACGGACCUCUUCUUCUUUGACAUCACGGACAACCAGAUCUCAGGGCCGGUGCCUGUCCAACCAGGAUUCGACACGUGUACCAACAUCGCCCACCUUCACCUGGGUCGCAACCAGCUAUCAUGGCUCCCAGGGGAACUGGGACGACUGCCAAAGCUCAUCCACCUCCUUGUGGACAACAACCGGCUGAACCAAACCUUUCCAGCAGGGCUCAGUGGGUCCAGCAGCCUGCUGAUCAUCCAUCUGAGCAACAACACCAUUCAGGGCCGCCUACCACCAUCCCUCAACCUCCCGCAAUUGCAAGACCUGUCCCUGCACAACUGCUCCAUGCCUCCUCAGCCGCUCCUGUCCCUCGCAGGCCUCCCAGCCCUCUGUUAUCUCGAUUUGAGCCGCAACAACUUUCAAGGCUCGGUGCCGCUUGCUCUCUUCAGCAGCCACCCAGAGCUCGUGACCCUCAAUCUAGCCAACAACCAUCUCAGCAGCAAUCUCCCUCCUGCACUCGCCUCAGCCAACCUCUCCCGGCUCCACUCCAUUAUCCUACCGGACAACAACCUGACGGGCCCUGUGCCUCACUUGGACACAUUGCCUGCCAUCGCCACCAUCUCACUCUAUGACAACCACUUCGCCUGGGCGCCUGAUGUCAUGCUGAGCAACGAUAACGUCACUCUGCAGCUCUACGGCAACGAUCUCUGCGUCCCGUAUCGUCCGGAAGUCUCCACUGCGUGCUCGCCCCCGCGCGACAUCAUGCAGUACCAGCCGCCUCUCAUGUGCGACCACUUCUCCUGCCCGUCUCUCUACGCGCCCAGCCCGCCCCUGUUCGCCCUGUCCAACGUCUGCGUCUGUGUGUCGCCGCUGGAGGUGGAGCUCAAGCUCACCGCGCCGCAGUAUGCGGUGUUCAAUGACGACCUGGCGAAACUGCUUGUAGAGAGGAUAGCGGGGAGCCUGAGCAAGAACGGGAUCAGCAUCUCCACAGGGCAGAUCGCCAUAGUCUCAAUCGAAGGCUCCAUCCUCUCCCCUUCCAGCAUCACCACCACCAUCCGCUUCUUUCCCCCUCCCUCCUCCUCCUCUGCCAGCAGCAGCGAUAGCAGCAGCAGUGCCAAUAGCAGCAGCACUUGGCAGCCACCGGAUCAGCCAGAGGAGAUAAGAGAGGUGUUUGUGUGGCACAAGGUGGUGCUGGGGACGGACUUUGGGCCGUACACAGUGGCGGGCAUGUAUGGGCCAGAUUCCCCUCCCCCACCCCCUGCGGCUACUAGUGGGGGAGGCGGCAUGUCAACUGCUGCAAUCGUGGGCAUUGUGGUGGGGGGAGUGGUGACCCUUGCUGUGAUUGCACUGCUGCUGGUGUGGCUGCUGGUGCUGAGGAACAAGACGAAAGACCUGUGGACCUCGGCGGACUAUAAGGCCAUAGAGGGUCUGCAGAGGCUCGGAGUGCAUCGGUGCAAGCUCAAGGAGAUAGAGGACGCGACCCAGGGGUUCAAGACGCUGCUGGGGGAGGGCGGAUAUGGACAGGUGUACAGGGGAGUGCUGGCGUCGGGGGAAGUGGUGGCAGUGAAACGAGCCAAGGGGCAUGUGAAGGUGGGCGGGGUGGAGUUCCGCAACGAGAUCACGCUGCUCUCAGCGGUGCGUCACCGCAACCUCGUGGCACUGAAAGGCUUCUGUGUGGAGGCGGGGGAGCAGCUGCUGGUGUAUGAGUUCAUUGAGAAGGGCACCCUGGAAGACAUGCUGCGCGCCAACUCAGAGCACCCGCUGACGUGGCGGCAGCGGGUUAACAUCGCUUGUGGGGCGGCCAGUGGAUUGGACUACCUGCACCACCAGAUCAAGCCGCCCAUCAUCCACCGGGAUGUGAAGACGGCCAACAUCCUGAUCACAGCGGACCUGGAAGCCAAAGUGGCCGACUUCGGCAUCUCCAAGGCCGUGCCUGAGGAGGCAGAGGGGAAGCUGGAGACACAAGUCAAGGGCACAGUGGGCUAUCUCGAUCCUCAGUACUUCCUCUGCGAUCUUCUGACAGAAAAGAGUGACGUCUUCAGCUUUGGCAUUGUCCUCCUAGAGUUAGCCACAGGCCUGCGCCCCGUAACCGACGGCGAGAACAUCAGACGGAUCGUGGUCGAUAGGGUUACAAACCACGGCGGGGUGUUCAGUGUCAUGGACCCAAGACUUAAAGCCAUGUGUGGAAAGCAGCAGGCGUGGGAGGGGAGCGGGGAGGGGGGAGGAGAGGGGGGAGGAGAUGGAGGAGAGGAGGGAAGUGGUAAGGGAGGGGGGGAGGUGGGGCUGUGUGAGAGUGAGGCGUUACAGGAGACGUUUGAGUGGUUUCUGCGGCUUGGGAUGCGGUGCAGUCUCAAGCAGGCGCAGAACCGGCCCGACAUGCAGCAAGUGCUCAAAGAACUGGAAGCAAUCAAGAGGCGGCUGAACGGCACCUCUGCUUCUCGAGGUGCCGGCGGCGCUGGUGGUGGUAGUGGUGGGAAUGGAAGUGCGCGGGACAAUUGGGAUGUGUUUAGUGGGGAGGGGGAGGGGCCGGCGAGUGCAGCCAAGGCACGGGCAAGGGACAAGUUCUGGGCUGAAAUCGCUGCCUCGGCGUCGAGAGGAGGCCCGAGUGGGUAUGCGGAGCGGGGGGACGGGGAGGAGGAGGGGGAGGAGAACUCGUGGCUUGAGGAUCUGCUGAGUAGGAAGAGAGGAGGGCAGGGAGGGAUGGGAGGAGAAGGAGGUGGAGGGGGAGGGGGAGGUGGAGGAGGAGGGGGAGGGGGAGACGGACGGGAAGGCGCAGGGGAUGGGGAGAAUACCUCGGGCAGCAGCAGUGGGAGUGUGUGGAGGGGAACGACGGGGGGCACUCCCGCCAGUGCCAGCGACAGGGUGACCGUGACUUUCAGCGGCACUGGCAUGCAGUCUGAGGUGACUCUCAGGUGACAGGGGAGGAAGGGAGGGCAGGGAUAGGGGAUGCGCGACAACAUGGGCAGCAGCAGUGGGAGUGUGUGGCAGAAUUGCUGCCGAUGGGGUGACUGACUUUCAGUGCACUGGCAAGCAGUCUGACGUUAUUCCCAGGUGAAAAUGGAGUGGGGAGUGGGGAGGAGGUGAGGGGGUAAGGAGGGGCAUAGGGAAAGGCGAUGGGGUGACUGACUUUCAGCGGCACUGUCGUGCAGUCUGAAGCAGGCCCUCAGAUUCCAGGAUGUUUGAUCCUGAAUUCCUGAUUGUGAAAGCUUGCUUAGGUCCUCUUGUAAAGGCAGCGUGCUUCAUUUCAUCUGGAAAAUAUACAUGGUUCUCGUCC
This is a messenger RNA of Closterium sp. NIES-67, 4533 nucleotides long. The record is from the annotation of a GenBank genome assembly. NCBI's taxonomy places the organism in Eukaryota, Viridiplantae, Streptophyta, Zygnematophyceae, Desmidiales, Closteriaceae.